Pollicipes pollicipes is the source of this 716-nucleotide messenger RNA. RefSeq names its product ubiquitin-conjugating enzyme E2 W-like. Bases 193 to 651 code for a protein of 152 amino acids. The transcript has 7 exons. The record is from RefSeq and is a predicted model, not a curated record. Lineage: Eukaryota; Metazoa; Arthropoda; Thecostraca; Pollicipedomorpha; Pollicipedidae.
CCUUGCAUUGCCCUGGUCAGGCCUGAGAGUAAACAUUUGGGGAAGCGGGGUGUGCUGUGGGCGUAUGAUUGUAAUUUGAAACCAUUAUUCGUCGUCGUGGGGUCCGGGAAGACGGUUCCAGGUGGACCGGAGGCUGUGUAAAUCGCGUGGUCUGGCCGAAGUCUCCCUCAGCCUCGAACCGGCGGCGCGGCCAUGGCGAAUCCAGCCGAGCGGCGGCUGCAGAAGGAGCUGAUGAACCUGACCACUGAGCCGCCGCCGGGCGUCACCGUUAACCCAGAGGAGAUCGGUGACAACCUCUCGGACUGGACGGUGACCGUGGCCGGCCCGGCGUCCUCGCUGUACGAGGGCGAGACGUACCGCCUCAACUUCCGCUUCAGCCAAAAGUACCCGUUCGAUUCGCCAGAGGUGGUAUUCCUGCGCCCCAAUAUCCCCGUACAUCCGCACAUCUACAGUAACGGCCACAUCUGCCUUUCGAUCCUGACCGAGGACUGGUCGCCGGCGCUCUCCGUCGCCUCCGUCUGCCUCUCCAUCACGUCCAUGCUCUCUAGCUGCAAGGACAAGAAGCGGCCGCCAGACGAUGCCUUCUACGUGAAAACGUGCAACAAAAACCCCAAAAAGACCCGAUGGUGGUAUCAUGAUGACACAGUGUGAUGCUAAGCGGGCCUAGUGUCGCGGUCGCUUGUCUGUGAUGGUGGCGCCUCACCGCGGAGGACGAG